AUGGUACGCGAUCUUCUUGGACUGACUGCCGAUCAGCAGGGUGAUGUGAGGAAAAACUGCUUGAGGAUCGGUUGGUUGAUCACUAACUUUGGCAACUGUGCCCAGUUGGACUCAUCGGCGGAGGAUUUUGAUGCGCAGACUAUCUUUCACAUCAGGGCACAGCUACUGUGUGUUAUUGGAUCGUUGUUUCCUGAUGGCAGCGGGAACUAUGUGAAUCUCAACCUCCUUUGGAUAGUACGUGACUUGCAGAGCCUGGAUGGUUAUAGCUGGGGGAGUGUUGUUCUUACAUACCUUUAUAGGAAAAUGUGCGAUUCCACCCAUAAAGUCGCAACCGGCCUCAUUGGCUACGCCACGUUAGUACAGGUGUGGAUAUACGAGCGGUUCCCUACAUUAGCUCCCCGACACACGGCCACACCCCUGAUUACCUACCCACUUACGCUAAGGUUUUUAAUAUGCUACUCUUCUCGUAAUCGCAAUAAGUUUGUGCACAUGUACUAG
Daucus carota subsp. sativus is the source of this 498-nucleotide messenger RNA. RefSeq names its product protein MAIN-LIKE 2-like. The record is from RefSeq and is a predicted model, not a curated record. Gene Ontology annotation, biological process: meristem maintenance; meristem development. Lineage: Eukaryota; Viridiplantae; Streptophyta; Magnoliopsida; Apiales; Apiaceae. The coding region runs from base 1 to 498 and encodes 165 amino acids. The transcript is spliced from 2 exons.